AUGUCUGGGUUCUACAUCUGCUCUGCUGAACCUGGCUGCAAUGAAACAUUUACCAAGUUCGUGGACUUCAAGAGACACGAAGCCGCACAUUCAACAAAGGGGUACACCUGCACCUGGCCCGGGUGCGACUUUGCGACAAUGAUGAAAAGUAGCUACGACAUCCAUUCUGCUAAACAUACUGGCGAGAAACGCUACAUCUGUCCUAACGAUGGUUGUGACUACAAGACUCACGACCCUGCUCUCUUCACGCGCCACCGCAAGAAAGAACAUGGGUAUGUUCCUCUGGCGCUCGGUCGUGGUUCCAAAUCCGUCAAAAGGUCAGGCGAGACCAAGUCAUCGUCCCAGCCCCCGGCACAGUCCCAGCCCUCGGUACAGCCUCCUCCCCCUGAUGCAUUCCACCAAUACAAACUCGAACCCGUACAAUCGCAGCCCGUGCAAUUGCAACCCAUGCAAUGGCAACCCCUGCAAUGGCGACCCAUGCAACCACAAGCCGUACCACAUGGACCCAUGCAACCGCAGCCUGUGCAACCGCAACCCAUGCAGCCAGAACCCGUACCACACCGACCCAUGCAACCGCAGCCCGUGCAAGCGCAACACAUGCAGCCACAACCCACACCACACCGACCUGUGCAAUCGCAGCUCGUGCAAGCGCAACCCGUGCCACACCGACCCGUGCAAUCGCAGCCCGUGCAAGCGCAACCCGCACCACACCGACCCGUGCAAUCGCAACCCGUGCAAGCGCAACCCGCACCACACCAACCCGUGCAAUCGCAACCCGUACUACACCGACCCGUGCAAGCGCAACCCACCCCACCCCGACACAUGCAAUUCUACCCCACCCCAUACAAACCCCAACCCACUCUAUACCAGCCUCCCCCACCUGUCUACAACCCGUCGUUGGGAGUCUUCUACGACUCAGGAGAUACCGCGGACGACUAUACAAUGUACACCGGUCCCACGAGGGAUUCCAAUGGGUGGACUGAGGGAUGCAUGUGUCCUGAAUUGAUGCAGAGGCGCCCUUCGGAGAUCCUGUGGUCUGAGUAUGGGGGAUUUUAG
Molecule: messenger RNA, 1056 nt
Organism: Suillus subalutaceus
Lineage: Eukaryota; Fungi; Basidiomycota; Agaricomycetes; Boletales; Suillaceae
Exons: 4
Coding region: 1-1056 (351 amino acids)
Source: RefSeq, a predicted model, not a curated record